This is a messenger RNA of Stylophora pistillata, 3106 nucleotides long. RefSeq lists its product as uncharacterized. Gene Ontology annotation, biological process: protein phosphorylation; cell surface receptor protein tyrosine kinase signaling pathway. Gene Ontology annotation, molecular function: ATP binding; transmembrane receptor protein tyrosine kinase activity. Lineage: Eukaryota; Metazoa; Cnidaria; Anthozoa; Scleractinia; Pocilloporidae. The record is from RefSeq and is a predicted model, not a curated record. Gene Ontology annotation, cellular component: membrane.
CACAGCUUCUACAGAUGUUGUGUCUAGUGAGGGUGGCACACUGAAAAUGAAUGGCGUUGAACUUACAUGGCCCCCAGAAGCUGUUGACGAAUCUGUGACUAUCAAGCUUAUAUUACAAAAGCCCUCUAAGUACUGUAGGAUGAUAUUCCAAAGCGGACUUGAGAAUGAUCUUAUUUUUGGUGCAAGUGUUAUCAAUUGCCAGCCAAACGGCCAAACAUUUAACAAUUCUUUGACUUUGAGAAUCACUUUGGAAAAGUACAGGGACAAAUUCAAAAACCUGUUCGUACUACAUGGGAGAAAAAACAGAAGUAAAGACAUCAUUUGGGAAGAUAUCACUGAAAUAUCUACGUUUGACUCCAGUAAAAACGCGGUGAGCACAGAAAUUAAAGGAUUUUCGCUGAUUGCUGUGCUGUUGGGAUCGAUCUGGGUUAAUUCAAAAGAACUUGUGGCGCGGCUUAAUUUCGUGUCUUUCAAAUAUACGUUGUCCGCACUGCACAGAAGCAAUUUUCAAAAUAGUCCUUUCGAGGAGCUCGCUCUCGUUUUCAUGAGCCGAGACGUCUACCAGGAGAAGUACUACAGAGAACACAAUGAAUCUGUUUUAACAAAGCUGAAGAGUAAUGGGUUUAAAGAGCUUGGAUCUACGGUUCAAAAGGAAACAAACUACAUCUACAAUAAGGAAACCCUGGAUGUCUCCAUUCAACUUGGACAAGACUACAAACCGGCGAACAACCAGCGGAAGAGUUGGGAAUUAACCGUUGAGUCGUCGGUAUGGUGGAGUACUGGACAUGCCAUUAAGUUGCCGCUGCAAAGUUGCUGUACAAAUGACAAGAUUCUGUGUGGAAAGAUUCUUGUUCAAGGCCAGUAUGGACAUGUGCGGGAGGACCGCUUCUGUCAACUGGAUCUGUGUGGCUACGUGAAAGAAAUUCUAGGAAUAGAGAACCUCAUUUACAACCUUCAGCCUGUUGCCCAAAAACUUGAGUUGUCCAUGGAAUUGAGGAGACAAGUUGUCUCUUGCUGGCAAAACGAGGAGAAACAGCUGGAAGUUAUUUUGCAAAACUGGAGUGAGAAGCAAGGGGAUGACGCUGACCCUGCGUUUUUGCGGAAAACCCUCGGAGAGCUGGAGCCUAAAGCAUACAAAGUGAAAGAAAGGGGACAAAUGCACAUCAGACAUUUGAGAGAACUGGCCACCAGGAUUGAUCGUUUGGAACACAAUGAUGUUGACAUGGAGAUAUACUUGAUCAAGGAGAUCAAGUAUCUCUGCGGAUCCGUUUUUCGUGACUGUUGUAUUGAAAUGGCAAAUUCUAAGGGAGAUCUGGAGUUUGCAGCUUCAACGGAAAACCACUCAGAAAUCCUUGCGACCCACGAUAGAAUUUCCAAAGAGGUUUCCAGCCAAUAUAGGAAAAUUCGCAUGCCAAGACAUUUCCUACCUAUUAUCCCACAUUUAAUUCAAGCCGUCAAAGAAAUCUUCAAAGAUGAAAAUAUACCACAGAUCCAGAAUGGAAUGAUAGGAAUCUCCGAAGAUGUAACUCUCACAAAAAUCAAUUCAGAAAUUCAAGAUGCUGUAGAAAAAAAACACAUACUCAGGCUUUUUACAGCAGUAAGCACUAUUCUUGAAUGUUUAUGCCGCAGCAAUAAUGAAGACCAAUCUCAAAUCACAGAAAACGAGAUAAGCAAUUGGGGCAAAUCUGUUAUGAUUAUCAGAAUGUUGGAAUUUUUGGAGAAACAUUUUGAAACAGCCGGUUCUGAUGCUUUAAGGUUGCAAGAAAGAUUGCGCAUCUUCUCGAUUCACUUGAAAAGCAUCAUGUCCGACCGACAGGACUAUGAGGAAGCGUUCCUUAGUGACUUCCACAACGUUGCUUUGGGCCUAAUAGCUUUUGCCAAAUUUGAUCCGACACGAUUCUUGAGAUUUGAACUGAAGGACCCAAGUAGUUCAGCAGGUAUUCAAGGUGACGAUGUGUUGAGGUACGACAAGUCAAAAGAAAUCUUUUCACAGCUUUUUUGGAUCAGCAAAGAGUCCGACGAGGAAUUACAACUGGAAGCAAUUGCGUAUGUUCACAUUGAUGGAAAGCUUCGCCGAAUAGGAGCAUUUGAAUCAGAGAUCACACUACCAGCACCCGCCACCGAAGUUAUCGACAACCUUCCAAUGGCCUCUCUGCCCGUUGUUGUCAAAAGAGAGUAUGGUAUUGGUGGAAGCAUUCGUGUGACUCUUUAUGCAACGCAGAAGGAAAAUAUACGCAAAGCCUUAGAGUAUGUAAUGCAGGAAUUGGGCGGAGAGGGAGUGGACCUAGGAAGAGAGAAGAUUGCAUCAAGUCACCUUAAAUUGCGCAGCUUGGCAAAAGCAGGCACAGUUGUCAAACUUCGUUUGAUCCACAGAUGGAGAUCAGAAUCGAUUUGUCUUGAGAGUGAUGAUUUCAUAGCUCUUGCAGACUCAAGUGCAGGAGGUUCCUUUAUGCCUGAUUCAGAAACAGCAGCUGAGGCCAAUCAAAUGAUGGUUCUGCCGACAACAGGCGACUCAAAUGCUAACAGUUCUGACGUGAGAAGCUUUGUUACGGAUUCAUCACAAACAGAGGUGAUACAGAGACAUACAAAAGAGCAGCGAGGCAAUACGGUAAUCCAUAAUCACCUGACUUAUAUGAAAGGUCACGUCUGCGUGUUGGGGAAGAAGACCAGUCUCAAUAUGCAAACGCCAGCCGCGACUGCUAGUCAAAGGUGUUUGGAGGCUGGGCCGAGUGUUGAUCCACAAAGAGGUUUAACCGCUGCAACAACUGAUGAAUAAGAAAAUUGAGCACAUACCAGGUGGCAAAGGAAAGCAUUUAGACGAGAACAACACAUUGUAUGACAUGAUGUGCUAUGCGCCAUCCGCUGCUCGUAAACAAAGAACUUUUGUUUGAAUAUAGUUAUCCUAGGUUUUGCUUUACAGAUCGUAAAUGACAAGUAGCUAAAAAAUAGAUACUGGUGCCAUCAAAGUUGACACUAGAUGAAUUCAAGUGUGAUUGAUGGCUUCUACAAUGGAGCCGAAUCAGUAGGCCUUACGAUGCUUCUGUUUAAAGAUGUAACGAAUCAAGCACAUAACUGUGCCGGAAUAAAUGAGAAUCGUGUAUGUGAA